GACCAGCUUCCAACUUCUAAGUUCUAGCAGAAAGGGCGUCAUUGUACAAUUUUAAAGACAAAGGCGUCAUCCAAAAGACCUUUCGAUCAAAACCAAAAGACACCCACCUGCUUAGGAAAUCAUCAAGACUAUUACUUGAGUCUUUAGCGACCGCUCUUGCUAUGAUCGCAGUGAUGAGCUCCACACCAACGCCCAUAUGGCGGCGACCAGUAGACCUCUUCUUUGUUCUCUUCUUUGUUGUUCACAUUCCCACCGCUGCACUUCUUGACGCUCAAUCGAUCCUGCCUAGAGAUUGGUUCCAUGAAGAGCUUCAAAAUCUUAUGAAGUCUCAUAUUGACUCGACUGGAGACCCCCUGGUGUCAGCGAAUCCGCCUUGGUUCAAAGCACUGGUCUGGUGUGAGCUGAUUCUCCAAGUGCCCUACUUUGUGGUCGCAACUUAUGCAUUCAUCAGAGGAAAGAGGUGGAUCAGGACGCCAACAAUCAUGUACUGUGCUCACGUAGCUACCACCAUGGUGCCUAUCUUCUUUGAGAUCAUGAGUGCCGCUUUGUCGUCAGAAAAACGAUCAACUCUUGUUGCUAUCUAUUUGCCAUUUUUGGUCGUCCCGCUCUUAUUGUUGGCUCGCGUACUGUCUAGUAGUCCGGACAAGCUUUUUUGCGCAAAAGAGAAGAAUACAAAGAAGGAGUAAGUACUACAGAAGACUGGUCGUGUUGAGGACAUAUAUCAUUGAUAUUGCCACAUGGUACCGUCAGAUUCGUCAGGAACAUUGCUUAGAGUCAUUCGCAAAGGUGCGUGGAUGCCCGCUGCUCUCGGGUGGUGGCAAACGCAACCGUCAGCCCUCAGUGUGCGUUGGUGCCGGC
Messenger RNA from Klebsormidium nitens, 858 nucleotides. The record is from the annotation of a GenBank genome assembly. Lineage: Eukaryota; Viridiplantae; Streptophyta; Klebsormidiophyceae; Klebsormidiales; Klebsormidiaceae.